Annulohypoxylon maeteangense is the source of this 2254-nucleotide messenger RNA. RefSeq names its product alpha/beta-hydrolase. The transcript has 4 exons. The record is from RefSeq and is a predicted model, not a curated record. NCBI's taxonomy places the organism in Eukaryota, Fungi, Ascomycota, Sordariomycetes, Xylariales, Hypoxylaceae. The coding region runs from base 369 to 2060 and encodes 563 amino acids.
GAAGCCAGGGAUGUAUGUCGACAUUACUGUUAAUGUGACCUUCCUUGAUAGUGUAGUACAUGGUAUAAAAGAAAACGGGUAAGCUUGGGUACUAUAAAGCUACCCAUCUACCCCAUUAUAGGAGUUUGGCGAUAAAACUGGGUAGAUAUUCAAGGUUAUCUCAUUAUCAUCCAUACCAACAACUUGUUUACCCCGCUGUCGGCUAGGGUAAUGAGAUCCGAAGAAGACUCGAAAUCCUCUAGUCGUCGGAAACCGACAGCGAGAGGAUCUUGGUAUUAUUAUAACCAAGAUUCCAGCUGACUGCGGAUUCUUUCUCGGUCCAUUUUGUGACACUCGACGGUUAGGGUUAUUGAAAAACCAUAUUACCAAUGGCAGUUUUGAAGCUUGCAGUGAGCCUGCUGGCGACAACUUUAGGUACAACAGCGGCAAUCACAAGGGUCGACCCUAUUGUAUCAAUAAAGAAUGGAAGUUAUGAGGGUCUCUAUCUCCCCGCUUUCGACCAGGACAUCUUCCUCGGUAUACCUUAUGCUCAAGAUACUGGCGGUGCAAACCGGUUCCGUAUCCCGCAAUCUCUGGACGAAACUUGGAACGAUACGCGGGCAGCUAAAGCCUACGGACCUGGAUGCCCAGAUUAUUAUCUAUCGGCUGAGGUCUUACACGGUAUGAGUGAAAACUGCCUCAGUAUCAAUAUCGUACGGCCGGCUGGAAUACGACAGAAUGGCAACGAGGCUCCGCUUCUCCCGGUCAUGUUUUGGAUCCAUGGAGGAGCAUAUCAAUAUGGUGGCAGCGCACAGCCUCAGUAUAACCUUACGUACUUGGUCCAGAAGUCAGUAGAUAUUGGCUUUCCUAUAAUAGGCGUCAGCCUCAACUACCGCAAGGGAGGAUGGGGAAACAUGUACUCGAUCGAAAUUCAGGGAUCUGGAAAUACAAACUUAGCAUUACGAGACAUGCGCCUAGCUUUAGCUUGGGUACAGGAGAACAUUGGGAGUUUCGGCGGCAAUGCUUCAUCAGUGACAAUAUGGGGACAAUCAGCCGGGUCAUUUGCAGUUGGCCAACUCGUAAUGAGCUACGGCGGACGGACAGAUGGUCUUUUUCAUCGGUCUAUCCAGGAGAGCGGAAGUGCGACAACAGCUUGGUGUAAUGGAUCGGAUUGGUACCAACCUAUUUACAACAAGAUCGUCGACCAAGUCAAUUGUAGCUCGGCACCGGACACACUAGAGUGUUUGCGGACAAUCGACUACGAGACCCUUUACCCCUUUUUAAAUUCCUCGGCUAUUCCCGGUCCAGGUUUCUAUCCUACUGUUGAUGGUGAUGUAUUACCUAACUACCCAUCAGAGCUCCUUCGAGCUGGACGCUUCGCACAUAUGCCGCAUCUUUAUGGAACAGUCUCCGACGAGGGUACCGAUAACGCGCCACUAGGUAUUAAUACAGACGCGGAGUUGCAUAAUUAUCUUUUGUACGGCGUGGGCUUUGGAUUUCCCGCCGGGACCGUUGAUCAUAUCCUGGAACUAUACCCCGAUGACCCGGCGCAAGGUGUUCCUGUGAACACAGGCGCAGAACGCUUUGCUGAUAGAGGAUGGCAGUAUAAGCGCGUGGCAGCCAUUGUCGGCGACAUCUUCUAUCAUGGACCGCGGCGGUAUGAUGCGAAGCACUACGUCAAGUAUUCGCCGACGUAUAUAUAUCGAUUCAACACUCGGCCGUGGGAGAGCACGUCCUCUAAUGCCACUAUUUCCGGGGGCGGGGAGCUUGCGCCGGCGUACAAAGGCGUCGAGCACUUUAGCGAGGUAGCUUUCGUUUUUGCGAACCCGACAACGGUGGGGCCAUGGCCCGAAUACCGCAGACUGAGCAGCCAACUUAGCACCCAGUGGAUCCGGUUUGCACAUACAGGAAACCCAAACGGCCCAGGACUACCACACUGGCCGCAAUAUGACGAAGCAGAAAAUGGCCUUAAUCUGGUAUUACAAACAGAAGCACAAGGAGGGUCGUACGUCGAAGAUGACACAUAUCGGUUAGCUGGACGCGAGUACCUGACGCAGUGGUCUAGGAGAAGGCAUGUAUAAAUCGUGAAGCGAAUGCCCACGAACGAGGACCUAUCUUAGCAGUCUGUAUGGUAUAAAUAUACCUACUCCGACGUGGUUUCGGCGAUUUCAAAAUGAGGCCUAUUAUUCGUGUUCGUAAAUUAAGUGCGAAACACUUCAUGACUUGGUUUUGUUAUAUGCAACCUUGACCUGCGUGGGUAUUAUCUGCAAUAUGG